AUGAGCGAAGGUGAAGGUGAUGAGGAGCUGCAGCGUUGGUACUUCAACAUCAAACGACGCUUCUGUUCGCCUUUCGUUUAUCGGGGGCUUAAGGGCAACGAGAACAACUUUGUCACCAAACGACUCUGUGAACGAGCUUGCGAAUCAGAAUCGCUCAGCUGUUCGGAUGGCAUCGAACCGUUGCGCAUAAAUGGGCGUAUAAUGCGCUGUACAAAUGUAUCAUGUCCGGAAACACACUACUGUCAUGUCGGCGAUAAUCAACAGUCCACCGUAUGCUGCAAGCGUCAAGGUUAG
Messenger RNA from Gongylonema pulchrum, 294 nucleotides. Lineage: Eukaryota; Metazoa; Nematoda; Chromadorea; Rhabditida; Gongylonematidae. The record is from the annotation of a GenBank genome assembly.